AUUUCUGCAAAAAUUUUCAACCAUGAUUGGCUCCGUUUUAUUUUAUGCAGCCAAUGAAACUGUCGAAUAGACACACGUGAGUUCAUUUUUUUUCUCUCUCUCUAUUUCCUUUUGUUUUAUGGAAUUCUCCAUUCAUGGCAUAUAACCAAGCAACGUGCUUAGAAUGCCUUUCUCUUAUUUUGCACUGGUCGCUUUACCCAGAAAAAGAAAGGUGUCACUUGAAUAAGUAUGAUUCAUGGACUUCGGAGCCUCAACAUUUAAAUCUUCCAUUAUCCCCGUUGUCAUAAAUGCAUUUCUUCUAUCUUUUUCUCUCACUUUUUUUUCUUUUCUUUUAACUUUCGAUGAAGAUACUCAGUCUUUAUUGGGCUUCCUUGUUGCUGUCUUGUACAGUAUCAGCAGCAGCAACAAAUAACCAACAGGCAUUUUUUGGUGUUGCUCCCGUGAAUACUGUUCAUGGUCGCUUCCUUCAUAUCACAGAUAUCCAUAUGGAUAAACACUAUAUUACAGGCGCAACCAUCAAAUCAGACUGUCACCGUGAACCUAAAAAACAUAAACAUCGAAAAAAGAAGGAAGGAUUGCUUGCAGGCUAUUGGGGUGCACCUGGCACAAACUGUGAUUCGCCAGCUCGAUUAGUGUAUUAUUCCAUCGACUAUAUUGCUAAAGAAUGGAAAGACAAGAUUGAUUUUGUGAUUUGGACAGGCGAUAAUGCUAGACAUGAUGGAGAUGCGUAUAUUACUAGAACAAAAAAGGAAAUUGUUGGGUACAAUCAAAAAGUAACAGACGCAUUAAAAAAGGCUUUUACAACAAAGCAUAAUCGUACAUUGCCUAUUGUGCCUUGCAUUGGCAAUAACGAUAUUCAUCCUCAUAAUGAAUUAAGAGGCAUGAAGAACAAUCCUCAAUUGUUAGAAUUCAGUGCGAUGUGGAGUGAUUUUAUUCCUAGUGAUCAACAAAAACACUUUAAGAAAGGUGGUUAUUUUGCUGUGGAUGUGGCUCCUGGUAUGCGUGUCUUGUCUUUAAAUUCACUUUAUUUCUUUGGUUCAAAUGAUGUGGUCAAUAGCUGCAGUGAUAAAUCUAGUCCUGGUGCCCGCCAUGUUCACUGGCUUAGAAAACAGUUAAAACAUGCUCGUCGAGAUGGUGUUAAAGUGAUCAUGAUGGGUCAUGUCCCACCUACUGUCAAGAGUUUCAAGGAUAGUUGUCUGGAUGACUAUAUCAAACUAUCUACCAAGUUUGCAGAUAUCAUUACUGGACAUAUGUAUGGUCAUGCCAAUUUCGAUCAUUUCCAGAUCAUUAGCAAAGCAUUGGAUAAUAGUGCCAGUGCUUUCUUGAGCAAUGGCGAUAUCCAUGCGUUACAAGACACAGGCCGCUUUGUGUCUAGUUUACAUAAACAAUACAAGCAAGUCAAGAAAGUGCGUGAUCACAAGAGUUUGGUGGUUGUGAAUGUGGCUCCUCCUAUGCUUCCUUUGUUCUACCCUACUUUCCGUAUCAAUGAAUACAAUGCCAACUUGAGUUCUCCUCAAUUUGGUGACUGGCUCAAGUACACACAAUGGUAUACAAACUUGACUUACUGGAACGAACAAAGAAACAAGUUUGGGAAACAUGCUCUGCCUACAUUUGAGAUUGAAUAUGCAACAGACAAGGAUUAUCAUAUGUCUGAUCUGACAAGGGAAAGUUGGCUUAAAUUCGCUCAGCGUAUCAGCUCUAAAAAGGGAAGAAAACUAUGGAAAGAAUACAUGGCUAAUAUGUUUUGUGCCUGA
Gilbertella persicaria is the source of this 1754-nucleotide messenger RNA. RefSeq names its product Metallo-dependent phosphatase-like protein. Gene Ontology annotation, molecular function: endopolyphosphatase activity; exopolyphosphatase activity. The record is from RefSeq and is a predicted model, not a curated record. Lineage: Eukaryota; Fungi; Mucoromycota; Mucoromycetes; Mucorales; Choanephoraceae. Gene Ontology annotation, biological process: polyphosphate catabolic process. The transcript is spliced from 5 exons. Gene Ontology annotation, cellular component: fungal-type vacuole. Bases 342 to 1754 code for a protein of 470 amino acids.